AUGGGCUGUUUUGGAAACAAAGAUAAAUCAAACUCUUCUCAAGAUGAAGAAGAAAUAUUAGACUCUAAAAAGAUUCUGCUGUUGGGUGCUGGUGACUCUGGAAAGAGUACAAUAUUCAAACAACUUCAAAGAAUUUACAACAAUGGCUUUCCUGUCGAGGAGAGAGUUUUGAAAAAGAAUGUCAUUUAUGAAAAUGUGCUAAGAAAUAUGAUGAGUUUGAUAAAAGCGACACAUACAUUCCAGAUACCGAUAGAACAUGAAGAUAAUAGAGAAAGAGCGGGCAAGAUUGACCAACUCUCAUCCAAAGUAUUACUCUCCAUUGAACGUGUGUGGAGCUCGGAACUUGGUUUGGAAAUUAAAAAACUGUGGGAAGAUCCAGGUGUGCAACGAACUUUUCAAAAACGAAGUGCAUUUCAAAUUGAAGAUUCUGCUCAAUACUACUUUGAUAACUUGGAACGAAUUUGCGAGGAAAAUUAUAUACCUACAGAGGAGGAUAUUGUGAGAGCCAGAAUGAAAACAACCGGUCUCAUUGAACAAAAAUUCGUAUCUCACAACACAGAGUUCGUCAUGAUCGAUGUUGGUGGUCAGAGAAAUGAACGUAAGAAAUGGAUACAUCAUUUUGAAGGAGUAGAUGUUGUCUUAUUUGUGACCAGUAUGAGUGAAUUUGAUCAAAAGUGCUAUGAAGAUGACCAAACUAAUCGUAUGAAAGAAUCUCUGCAAUUAUUCGAGGACCACAUCAACUCGAGAUGGUUCACGAAUGCUCAGGUUUACUUACUUUUCAACAAGUAUGACCUUUUCGAACAAAAAAUCAAUGCGGGAGUGAAAUUGCAAGAUACUUUUGAAACCUAUACUGGCGAAAAGGAUCCCAAUGUUGCCAGGGAUUUUAUAAUCAACCUUUUUACAUCUAAAGAUAUCAAUUCGAAAUUGGUGAACGUGAGUUGUGUGACGGCCUUAGAUCUUGGCGAACUCGGAAAACAAAUAGAAGCCAUGAUUCAAACCAUUAUUUCAAGGUCCAAGCAACAGCAAGAACAUCAAAAUAAUCAAUCCAACCAACAUUAA
This is a messenger RNA of Naegleria lovaniensis, 1059 nucleotides long. RefSeq lists its product as uncharacterized. Gene Ontology annotation, cellular component: heterotrimeric G-protein complex. Bases 1 to 1059 code for a protein of 352 amino acids. The transcript is spliced from 4 exons. NCBI's taxonomy places the organism in Eukaryota, Heterolobosea, Eutetramitea, Acrasida, Naegleriidae. The record is from RefSeq and is a predicted model, not a curated record. Gene Ontology annotation, biological process: adenylate cyclase-modulating G protein-coupled receptor signaling pathway. Gene Ontology annotation, molecular function: GTPase activity; G-protein beta/gamma-subunit complex binding; G protein-coupled receptor binding.